Molecule: messenger RNA, 2718 nt
Organism: Glycine soja
Lineage: Eukaryota; Viridiplantae; Streptophyta; Magnoliopsida; Fabales; Fabaceae
Exons: 2
Coding region: 1-2718 (905 amino acids)
Biological process (GO): DNA integration
Molecular function (GO): RNA-DNA hybrid ribonuclease activity; nucleic acid binding
Source: RefSeq, a predicted model, not a curated record
AUGCCUGGGUUAAGCAGAGAAAUGGUCGAAAUGAAGUUACCUAUUAAGGAAGGAAAAAGACCAGUAAAACAACUACCGAGAAGAUUCGCACCAGAAAUCAUGUCCAAGAUCAAGGAAGAGAUCGAAAGGCUGCUGAGGUGUAAAUUCAUCAGGGCUGCCAGGAGAUUUCCUAGGUUUGUGGUGCAUAAAAAAGGCAUUGAGAUAAAUCAAAAUAAGACAAAGGCUAUUCUUGAGACGAAGCCUCCUUCGACCAAAAAACAGCUUCAGUCUUUGCUAGGAAAAAUCAACUUCUUGAGGCGAUUCAUUUCGAAUCUAAGUGGCAAAGCUCAAAUUUUUUCGCCAUUACUUCGACUCAAGAAAGAUGAACCAUUCAAAUGGAAUGAAGAGCAUCAAAAGGCUUUCGAUGAAAUUAAAGAAUAUCUGAUCAAGCCUCCCGUGUUAAUGCCUCCUAGUCGAAACAAGUCCAUGAAGUUGUAUAUUGCUGCGUCUGACAAGACCAUUGGUAGCAUGUUGGCUCAGGAAGAUGAUGAUAGCAUAGAACAUGCAAUUUAUUAUCUUAGUCGUGUACUAAAUGAUGCAGAAACUAGAUAUACUGCCAUAGAAAAACUUUGUCUUUGUCUGUAUUUCUCUUGUGCAAAACUUAAGCAAUAUAUAAAGCCUGUUGAUGUUUAUGUGUAUUCUCAUUAUGAUGUUAUUAAGCACAUGUUGUCAAAACCGAUUUUACACAGUAGAAUUGGAAAAUGGGCUUUAGCAUUAACAGAAUAUUCUUUAACGUACAAGCCUUUGAAAUCUGUUAAGGGUCAAAUUGUGGCAGAUUUUAUUGUAGAUCACUCAGUGGUCGAAAUGUCGCAAGACUAUGUCGAUACAGAGCCAUGGAUUUUGUAUUUCGAUGGUUCGAAACACAAACAUGGAACUGGAAUUGGAGUUUUAAUAAUAUCCCCCAAUAAAAUUCCAACUAAAUUCAAGUAUAAAAUCAAAGGGCUUUGUUCUAAUAAUGAGGCUGAGUAUGAAGCUCUAAUUACAGGCCUUGAAAUUUUAAUUAGCCUGGGGGCAAGAAAUGUUAAUAUAAGAGGUGAUUCAGAAUUAGUGUUGAGGCAAUUAACACAAGAAUACAAAUGUGUUAAUGAACACUUAGCAAAAUAUUUUGUUAUAGCAAGUUCUCUUCUGAAUCAUUUCGAUUAUAUUAACAUUGAGCAUGUACCUCGACAAGAAAACCGAGAAGCAAAUGAUUUAGCCCAAAUAGCUUCAGGGUACAAAAUGUCGAAGGAAAAGUUAACUCAGUUGAUCGAAAUAAAAGAUAAACUGGUGUUACCAGAGCCAUUAAGCACUAAAUUGCCAAUGCCAAAACUUGUGGGGGCAAGUAUACCACAAAAUAAUGAAGAUGAAAGUAUGAAUGAUCUUCAGGAAAAAAUUCAAAUUUUGGCCAUUGACAAUAUGUUAGAUAAUGAUUGGAGAAAGUCCAUUAUUGAAUAUUUGGAAAAUCCAAUAGGCAAUGUGGCUCGAAAGAUUAAAUAUAGGGCCUUAAAUUACGUGAUUAUGGGAAAUGAUUUGUUUAAAAAGACUGCAGAAGGAGUGUUGUUAAAAUGUCUAAAUGAAUCAGAAGCAUACUUAGCAGUUUCCCAUGUUCACAGUGGGGCUUGUGGAUCACAUCAAGCAGGCCAUAAAAUGAAAUGGCUUUUAUUUCGACAAGGUUUGUAUUGGCCUUCGAUGUUAAAAGACUGCAUAGAAUUUGCUAAAGGCUGUCAGGAAUGCCAAAAGCAUGCAGGGAUACAGCAUGUACCUGCUAGUGAGUUACAUUCCAUAAUCAAACCUUGGCCUUUCAGAGGAUGGGCUUUGGACCUAAUUGGUGAAAUCAAGCCUGCCUCUUCGAAGAACCAGCGUUAUAUUAUAGUUGGUAUCGAUUACUUUACAAAAUGGAUCGAAGCAGUCCCUUUGCCAAAUGUUGAUCAGGAAGCAGUAAUUAGUUUCAUUCAAAAUUAUAUUAUUUAUAGGUUUGGUAUUCCCGAAACAAUUACCACUGAUCAAGGUUCAGUUUUUACUGGACGAAAAAUGAAAGAAUUUGCCCAAAAAACUGGCUUUCGAUUAUUAACCUCGACACCAUAUUAUGCGCAAGCAAAUGGUCAGGUCGAAGCAGCCAAUAAGAUUGUAAUCAACUUGAUUAAAAAACACAUUGCCCAAAAGCCAAGAAAUUGGAAUAAAACGUUAGAUCAAGUUCUAUGGGCAUGUAGAAAUUCUCCUAAGGAAUCAACUAAUACUACCCCAUUUCGACUGACUUAUGGGCACGAUGCUAUACUUCCGGUCGAAAUACAUUUGCAAUCAGCUAGAGUACAAAAACAAAUGGACAUUCCGAUCGACCAUUAUUGGAAAAUGAUGUCAGAUGAGUUAGUUGAUUUAGACGAGGAGAGAUUAAGAGCAUUAGAAGUCUUGACUAAACAAAAAGAAAGAGUUGCUAAAGCUUAUAAUAAGAAAGUGAAGUCGAAAACUUUUAAUGUUGGAGAUUUAGUUUGGAAGGUUAUCCUGCCCAUGGAUAGUAAGGAUCGAGCUUUGGGCAAAUGGUCCCCAAAUUGGGAAGGACCGUUUAAAAUAAUUCAGAUCUAUUCGAAUGGUGCUUAUGAAUUAGAGGAAUUAACCCCUCAGAAACGUACUUUGAGUAUAAAUGGUAAAUAUUUGAAAAAAUAUAAACCAACAUUGCUCGAAGUUAAAAUAAGCAUAGAAUAG